AUGUCAUCAUCCAUUAUACAACUGCUAGCUUCUGAAAAACUUAAUGGUGAUAAUUACGGAACUUGGAAAUUGAAUAUUAACACGAUACUACUAAUAGUUGAUCUUCGAUUCGAUUUAACAGAGGAGUGUCCUCGAUCCUCUGGUCCUAAUGCAAACCGAACAGUUCGGGAUGUAUAUGACAGAUGGGUCAAAGCUAAUGAGAAGGCUCAAGUUUAUAUUUUAGCCACUAUAUCUGAUUUAUUGUCUAAGAAACACGAGAGGUUAGCUACUGCAAAGGAGUUCAUGGACUUUUUACAGGGCCUAUUUGGACAACCGUCCACAUUUAUCAUGCAUGACGCAAUUAAAUUCAUUUACAACUGCAGAAUGAAGGAAGGAACCUCCGUAAGGGAACAUGUUUUGAACAUGAUGGUUCAAUUCAAUGUUGCAGAAAUGAAUGGAACCAUCAUGAAUGAGAAGAGUCAAGUUGGAUUCAUCAUGCAGUCUCUUCCGAAGAGCUUUUUUCAAUUCAAAAUGAAUGCCAUGAUGAAAAAGAUAGAGUAUAACUUGACAACUCUUCUCAAGGAACUCCAGAUUUACGAAUCUUUUUUGCAAAAUAAAGGUUCAGAGGCAUAA
This is a messenger RNA of Benincasa hispida (wax gourd), 612 nucleotides long. RefSeq lists its product as uncharacterized. The record is from RefSeq and is a predicted model, not a curated record. NCBI's taxonomy places the organism in Eukaryota, Viridiplantae, Streptophyta, Magnoliopsida, Cucurbitales, Cucurbitaceae.